Molecule: messenger RNA, 1828 nt
Organism: Coffea arabica (coffee)
Lineage: Eukaryota; Viridiplantae; Streptophyta; Magnoliopsida; Gentianales; Rubiaceae
Source: RefSeq, a predicted model, not a curated record
AUGCCCCGUUCUUCUCGCACAGGUGAAUUGGUAUACGAUCCCGAGGUUGAGAAGGCAGCGCGUAGGCGGCGGCAAGAGACCAAGAGACAAAAAGGAGGGCACUUAUUUGUUGCAAACGAGUCAGCGGAGGACGAAGUAAGCAUGGCCAACAACCAAACAUUGAGGGAGCUGGCUGCUCCGGAGCUGACUCACCAGCCCUUAUGCAUCACAUUCCCCACUCUGGCUGAGAAUACUGCUUUCGAACUGAAGUCGGGGCUGAUUCACCUCCUACCUUCUUUCCAUGGCCUCUCUGGCGAAGAACCCCACAAGCACGUCAAGGAGUUCGAGGUAGUUUGCUCUAGUAUGAAACCUCCUGGGGUGACUGAGGAGCAGAUAAGACUUAGAGCUUUCCCCUUCUCUCUCAAGGAUGCAGCAAAAGAUUGGCUGUACUACCUACCAGCAGGUAGUAUUACCACAUGGGCGCAGCUGAAAAAGAAAUUCUUGGAAAAAUUCUUCCCUGCAUCCCGGGCUGCGAGUUUGAGGAAGGAGAUCUGCGGCAUUAAACAAUACCCCGGUGAGUCCUUGUACGAAUACUGGGAAAGGUUUAACAAGUUGUGCACUAGAUGCCCGCAACAUCAAAUUAGUGAGCAACUGUUAAUCCAAUACUUCUACGAAGGGCUCCAAUCAACAGAUAGGAGUAUCAUUGAUGCUGCGAGUGGGGGAGCACUUGCAAACAAGACACCACGGGAAGCGUGGGAGCUCAUCGAAGCCAUGGCAGAGAACUCCCAGCAAUUUGGUUUCCGUGAGAGCAACCCACCCCGUAGAGUCAACGAGGUAGAGAUUUCAUCCUUACAGCAGCAAAUGUCAGAAUUGAUGUCAGUUGUUAGGCAAUUAGCCAUGAGAGACGCGCCACGAGCGAAGGUGUGUGGAAUAUGCACUAGCAUGGACCAUUGCACAGACUCGUGCCCCAUUUUGCAAGAGGACGGGGCGGAACAGGUAAACAUGGCCGGAGGCGUGCCCGCGCCCCGCAGGCAGUACGACCCAUACUCUAAUACAUACAAUCCGGGCUGGAGGGACCAUCCCAAUCUCAGUUAUGGGAACAGGCAACAAAAUGCAUUUCCAAAUCGUCCACCAGGAUUCCACCAGCCAUGGCAACCAAAAUCGCAACCCUCGUCCUCCAACUCAGGAAGUUCUCUGGAGGACCUAGUCAAAAACCUGGCCACGACUACUACCAACCUGGCUACGACAACCGCCCAGCUCCAGCAAGAGACUAGAACCUUAGCCAUGAGCACCACUCAGUUCCAGCAGGACACAAAAGCAGGCAUGAAGGAUAUGGAGGCUCGAAUAAGCCAACUGGCAACUGCUAUCAAUCGCUUGGAGUCCCACUCUUAUGGAAAGUUACCCUCACAACCGGAAGUAAAUCCCAGGAAUGUAAGUGCCAUGACACUGAGGAGUGGUAAGACACUGGAAGGGCCUAAAGAGGGGAAUCCAAAAAGCAAGGGUGAAGAGGAGAUAGAGAAGGAAAUUGAAGAGGAAGGGCGUGUUCGCAAGGAUCCUAAGGUAACCUUCACUCCUUCGCCCACUAUUAAAUCUAACUUACCUCCUUUUCCUUGCAGGCUGGAGAAGACAAAGAAGGUAGAGAAGGAAAAAGAGCUUUUAGAUGUGUUCCGAAAAGUGGAGAUUAACAUCCCUUUACUGGAUGCAAUCAAGCAGAUACCGAAAUAUGCUAAAUUUCUCAAGGAUCUGUGCACCCAUAAGAGGAAACUGAGAGGGGACGAAAGAAUAGCGGUGGGAGAGAAUGUGUCAGCAAUGCUCCAAAGAAAGCUUCCACCAAAGUGUGGAGAUCCAG